This is a messenger RNA of Nelumbo nucifera (sacred lotus), 3894 nucleotides long. It is a transcript of the gene GTL1, whose product is annotated as GT-2-like 1. The record is from RefSeq and is a predicted model, not a curated record. NCBI's taxonomy places the organism in Eukaryota, Viridiplantae, Streptophyta, Magnoliopsida, Proteales, Nelumbonaceae.
UUUUAACUAUUAUUAGCUGCAAAGUAAGCCGGUGACAACGCAACAUCUCCUUUGUUUUAUCAUAUUUCCACAUUCUUUUUUAACUUUCUCUCUCUCUCCUCCUCAUCAUCAACAACAUCAUCAUCGUCAUCAACCACAACUUAAUUCAUUUUCAGCUAUUCCGAUCUGUAUUCGUAUCUCUUUCUCUCCCUCUCACUGUUCUUCUUCGUUGGUUUUAAAUUAACGAAACGAAAAUAAAAAUCGGAAAUUUAUUCAGCUAGUAGCACUCAAACCCGUAGAAUUUCUCUUUCCUUCUUGCUUCGUCUUUCCAGUUGUCCUUCUUUUUUACCCCCAUCUUGUAUUGAUUUCCCUUUCAGAUUCCCCACCCACAUAAUCCGCCCCCCCACCCCGUCUUCUUCUUCUUCUUCUUCUUCUUCUUCUUCUUCUUCUUCUUCUUCUUCAUCUCCUCUUUUGAUUCUUCUCGCUCUCUCUCUCUCACAGAAACUCCACCAUCCCUUCCCUCUUUCCCUCUCUAGCCCUUUUUCUGAAAGGGUAAGGGAGAGAUGAAGGAAGGAAACGACGAUAUAAUUAUUAUUGGAACUGAAAGGGUAUUAUAAUUUCCUGGAGAGAAUAGUCCUAUAGUGCCAGUACUUCUACUUGUAGUAACAAAGAAAAAGGAGGAAUUGAAAGAGAUAGAAGGAGGGGUUACGCACAAGUAUGCAGCAAGGAGGGACCCAAUAUGGGAUGUCACCGGAGAUGACGGCUUUCACUGGAACUGGAACUCGGAGCCACAUGGUCGGUGGAGUUUCUAGUGGUUCAGAUCACUUACAGCAGCAGCAGCAGCAGCAGCAACAACAACUACUGCAGCAGCAGAAGAAAUCUGGGGAUGCAGCAAUUGUGGUAGCUGAAGCAGCAUCGCCGAUCAGUAGUCGACCACCUUCAGUUACCCGUUCAUCAGGGAAUUUCGAGGAAUUGGUUCCAGUUUCCGGAGGAUUCCCAGAUGACGACGCGCUUGCUGGGGAGGAAGCGGAGAGGGGAGUGGCCGGAGGGAACAGGUGGCCACGUCAAGAGACUUUGGCAUUACUGAAAAUUAGGUCGGAGAUGGAUUCUGCCUUCCGUGAUGCCACCCUCAAGGGUCCUCUUUGGGAAGACGUCUCCAGGAAGCUAGCUGAGCUGGGUUAUGUGAGGAGUGCCAAGAAAUGCAAGGAGAAGUUCGAAAACGUCCACAAAUACUACAAGCGAACCAAGGAAGGGCGAGCUGGGCGUCAAGACGGCAAGAGCUAUAGGUUUUUCAGCCAGCUUGAGGCUCUUCAUACCAACAGCAGCGGCAGCAACAAUAUCGCCACAUCCGUCAUGCCUGCCGCCACCACCACCGCGACCACCAAUCCUAGUUCAACGGCGGCUCCUGCUCCAAUCACAAUGGGAGGCAGAAAUCCAAUGGUGGGCUCCACUGGAAGAGUUCAAGCACCACAGGUUUCAGCCAGCCCAGCCACAGACACUACUCAGAUCGGAGUGCCCCGAGUAAGCCCUUCGGAUUUGGGUGCUGCUGCGACGGCCAGUGCUGCCGCUACCACAACAGGGAUCAGCUUCUCUUCUAACACAUCGUCUUCCUCUUCAGACUCCGAGGAUGACUUGGAGGCUGGAGGACCCUCCAAUACGGAUAGCCGAAAGAGGAAGCGGGGAUCAAGGGGUGGCAGCAGUAGAAUGAUGUCCUUCUUCGAAGGGCUGAUGAAACAGGUGAUGGAGAGACAGGAGGCCAUGCAGCAAAGGUUCCUGGAGACCAUAGAGAAGAGGGAGCAAGACAGAAUAAUAAGGGAAGAGGCUUGGAGGCGACAGGAGAUGGCGAGGCUGACCCGGGAACACGAGAUCAUGGCUCAGGAACGCGCCAUCUCCUCCUCAAGGGAUGCAGCCAUCAUCUCUUUCUUACAGAAGAUCACUGGCCAAACCAUCCAAUUUCCCCCGCCCAUAUCGAUACCUGCCGCCCCACCACCCCAGCCGAUCAUAACACAUCCACCGCCGUCCCAACAUCAACAUCAGCAGCAGCAGCAGCAGCCACAGCCUCAGCCUCAGCCUCAGCAACAGCAACAACCACCGCAACCUCACCAUCAGCAUCACCAAUCUCAAAGCGCCGAAAUCGUCCGCCAUCAACCGGCUUCAUCGGAGGUGAUUAUAGCUAUCCCGGAGCAGCAAGUGCCUCAGGAGAUGAGUAGCGGUGGUAGGGGCGGGAGUUUCGAUCCAACCUCUUCUAGGUGGCCGAAAGCCGAAGUUCAUGCACUAAUCAAGAUGAGGAGUGGGCUUGAAUCGAGGUACCAAGAAGCUGGACCAAAGGGUCCAUUGUGGGAAGAGAUCUCUGCAGGGAUGCAGCGGAUGGGUUACAACAGAAGCGCCAAGAGAUGCAAGGAGAAAUGGGAGAAUAUCAACAAGUACUUCAAGAAGGUGAAGGAGAGCAACAAGAAACGCCCUGAAGAUGCCAAGACCUGCCCUUAUUUCCACCAACUUGAUGCCCUCUACAGGAAGAAAAUACUUGGCAGCAGUAGUGGCAGUACCAGCUUUGGGAACCAGAACAGGCAAGAAGAACAACCACAGCAGCUGGAGACAAUGGACCCGAGUCCAACAACCACUAAUUUGCCAGAAAGGGGUAAUGCCUUGACGAUCAUGUCACUGCCACCAUCAAACCAAACCUCUGAAACAGAAGACAAUAAGAACAACAACAACAAUAAUAAUAACGGUGGAUCUACUACAGAGGUGCAGACAAGUAAUGGAGGUCUGCCGCCGGGAACCGCAAUGAAGAAGCCAGAAGACCUUGUGAAGGAGCUGAUGGAGCAGCAGCAGAAGCAACAAGAACAGUCUGUAAUGGAUGAUUAUGAUAAACUAGAGGAACCAGACAGCGAUAAUCUAGAUCAAGAGGACGACGACGAUGACGACGACGACGACGAUGAAGAUGAAGAAGCAGAAGAAGAGAGGAAGAUGGCCUACAAAAUACAGUUCCAGAACGGGGGCUCCGCGAAUGGAGGGAAUGCAGCAAGCACCUUCAUGGCCAUGGUUCAAUAGUUUCUCUUUCCUUCUGUAUUGUCGGUUAUGGGUUUCGUUCGCCCUAGCUUAGCUCCUUCUUCGGUCCCUCAUCAUCAUCAUCUUCAGUCCAGACAUUUGUACCAUAUGUACCAAUCUCAAUAUUGAUUGACGCCCAAGCUCAAUAGCCUUAAGUUCGUCUUCACUUCAUCUUUUUUUUUUUUUUUUUUUUUCCCUACUUUCUCUAGAAUAGAGGUCUUAGGUAGGUAAGUCUCGUGAUAAGAUGGAGAAUCCUGGAAGUUGAUUGCUUCAAUCCCUUUUGCCAUUUUUAUUGAUUUGUUGUGAAUAAGGGUCCACUUCAAAAUGGGACGCAAUUGAAAGAAUGAGAGGAAGAGAGGAAAAUAAGCCUGCUCAGAAGCAGCAGCAGCAGCAGCAGGAGAAGUAGCAGCAGAAGAGGAAGAACAAAGAAGCAUAGAUAGUUUUCUUCUUGUGGGAAAGGUACCUGCGGAAAGGAUUGGAACAUCGGAGGCAAAAGAAGCAGCAGCAGCAGAAUUCUUCAGAAUCUUUGCUUGGUUUGGAUGAAGGAAGUUUUAUUUUUAUUUUUUUUUCUUUUUUAAUUUUAAUUGUUGGUCUUUAAAUUUAUUAUUUAUCAUUUGUUCAAAAGUCUUUUUUUUUCCUUGUUUAAUUUUGUUAUUAUCAUGUAACUUCUCUUAUUUGUUAUUAUUGUUGACAUGUUAAAUGUUGUCAUGGUCGUUUACCUUGUUUCUGUGAAUUGGGCUUAGACUUGAGACUUGUGUCAGUUGAAAGAAAAAAAAGAAGAGAAGAGGGAAAGAAAGAAGAAAUGGUAGUGGGGACAAAGGGGGGGUGCUGCUGGGUGGAGCAGAAUUUCAUUUUUUCCUUUCUGAA